AUGGAGGGCCAGGCUAGUAGUGCCACCGAAGAAGGCCUCUACGCCAAAGCCAAAGCAUCACCAUUUCACUUCAAGUCUGGCUCCAAACGCCGCUCCCGACGCCACGAUAGCGAAAGCAAAGAUGAAGAUGCCGACGAAGGUCACCGCAAGAGGCACAGGACAGACAGAGAAAAGGACGCGCGACGAAGCCAUCGUGACUCCAGGCGCAGAGACAAGCACAAGCACCGCACUCACGACGACCGUCACCCCACCUCGACACGCGAUGGCACAUACUAUGACCCUGACUACCGGCAUCGUGAAUCUUUAUUCGACAACUUGGAGGAAUCAGGCGCCGGCUCUCCAGGACCAGCACCCGACGAUGCAUUCCGCGAGUCCCUGUUCGACGCACUUGCUGAUGACGAGGGUGCCGCGUAUUGGGAAGGCGUCUACGGCCAGCCUGUGCACAUAUAUCCCGAUGUCAAACCUGGCCCAGACGGAAAGCUGGAACGCAUGACCGAGGAAGAGUAUGCAGGCUAUGUACGCACCAAGAUGUGGGAAAAGAGUCACCAGCAUAUACUCGAGGAACGUGAGGCGAAAGAGCGAGCGCGCCAGAAGCGAAAGGCUCAGCAGACUCAGCUCGACGAAGAGUUCGAGCGUGAAGAAGCAGAAAGAGAAAGCAUACGGCGUCGUAUGGAAGAAAGCCUGCGUCGGGGCGAAGAGCGAAAGAAAGCCAGAGAGGCAGAAGCCGCUUGGGACAGUUACAUGGCCAAAUGGGACAAUCUGAAGAAAGCCCAAGAUCUAGGCGACGAAACAGCCACCAAGGUACACGACCUCAUGCCAUGGCCUGUAGUGUCGGGAAAGGCAAAGCACGUGUCCAAGGAAGAGAUUGAGCGCUUCUUCCGGGGCUCAAAGUCAUGGCGAGACGACUCUAUUGCACUGCUCAAGGCCGAGCGAGUGCGCUGGCACCCUGACAAGAUGCAGCAGCGUUUCGGGCAACACAUUGAUGCAGACACUAUGAAGCUAGUUACGGCCGUCUUUCAGGUCAUCGAUCGGCUGUGGAACAACCGACGCUGAUGCGGUCAAACGCCCUCCGCGGACGGAGUUUGGGCCGCAUACAAUCUAUGCUAUACGCACCCAUACCCGAUGUUUCCGCCCUGCGUCUUGGCGGAGGAGCAAUAUGGCUAGAUCCACAUUAUGAUGGAGCAUGAUUUUACGUGCCCCAUCCAGCCACACAGCUGAACAGAACAACAACAUACCAAAGCAAUCAAGGUC
This is a messenger RNA of Exserohilum turcica Et28A, 1251 nucleotides long. RefSeq lists its product as uncharacterized. The record is from RefSeq and is a predicted model, not a curated record. The transcript has a single exon. Gene Ontology annotation, biological process: canonical NF-kappaB signal transduction. NCBI's taxonomy places the organism in Eukaryota, Fungi, Ascomycota, Dothideomycetes, Pleosporales, Pleosporaceae. Bases 1 to 1053 code for a protein of 350 amino acids.